GUGUUGAAUGUUGAAGUAUAUUUCUGACGUCUUAAAUAAAAUAUGGAUAAGUAUAUUCGUCAUGAAUCAUGAUCGUUCAACUAACGAAGACACAACUAUGGACGAUCCAGAUUCCUUGGAAAUAUCUCAACCCCUAAAAAAAACAUCGUCGUAUCUGUUUAAUUCGUCUUUGUACACUAUUUUGAAAUUCGACAAACAAACAAAUAGUUUGGUCAUGAAAUGCACAACAUGUUUUAAAUGCAUCAAAGGGAAUAGUCAUUCAACUGGCAAUUUUAUUUCUCAUAUUAAAAAAGUUCAUUCAACUAAAAUGAAAGUAUGGGAAUGGAGAAAAAUUGAAAUUUCAAAAUUCAAAAGUAGAUAAUCAGUCUGAUUUAAACUCUACGAAGCAAUUGUCAUUAAUUGAUAGUAUCAACAGACAAGGAACCAAAACGUCCAAAUCUAGUGAAAAGUUAAGCCAAAAAGAGGUGAAUUAGUUAAUAUCAAAUUACAUUGUAGAAGAAAUGCUCCCAGUAUCUACUAUCGAUAAAGAAUCUUUUAAGACCAUGAUAGAGCGUUUUUUAUCAGUAAGAAAUAAUCCGUACACUAUUUUUUGUAGAAAAUCUUAAAUGCAACUAUUAACUAACGAAUAUAAUACUGUAAAAUGUAAUUUAAUUAAAACUUUAAGUAAUCAAAAAUAUGUAUGCACUACUGCAGAUAUUUGGUCAUCCAACAAUAAAAGUUACAUGGGAAUGACGGUACAUUUCAUUGAUAAAAUUAAAAUAGAAAGAUUUAGUUUUAUGCUAGCAUGUAAACAAAUUAAAUAUUCUCACAAUUUUGAAAAUAUUUGAAAAUUAAUAUAUGAAAUUCAUACUGAAAAUAAUUUAAAUGUUGAGAAAAUUACUCAUACUAUUACAGAUAAUGCAUCUAAUUUUUCUAAAGCAUUUAAAGUUUUCAAUGAUACAAAUACAAAUACAAUUGUGCUGCCAAAAGAACCAAAUAAUUUACUUACAGUUGGGGACACAGAAAUUUUAAUGAAUGAAUGUGAUGAUGAAGAGGAAAUUGAGAGCUCAGAUGAAGAAAAUUUAAUUAUAAAUAAUGUUGAAGUACAGGAGUUACAUAUUGACAUGUAUAAUGAAUUUGAUGAUAUAACAUUACCAAAUCAAAUUCGUUGUUUAUCUCAUACUCUUAAUUUACUAGCAGAAAGUGAUAGUAACAAAGCUAAAAGUAUCAAUUCAUAUAAAGAUUUAUAUAAUGAUGCAUUUGGUAAAGCUCAUAAAUUUUGGAACUUAGUUCGUCGCAGCACAAAAGCUUCAGAUAUGGUAAAAGAUAUUGUUCAGUGUAAAUUUCCAAUUCCAAUAAUUACCCGAUGGAAUUCAUUUUAUAACUCUGUUAAUAAAUUAUUACAGUAUAAAAAUUGUCUAAAUAAUAUUUUUCAAAAACUUAAUAUACCUAGGUUAAAAACUAAAGAAAUAAAAUUUUUUAAAAAAUAUAUAAGAAUUAUGGAACCGAUUGCAAUUAGUUUAGACAUUUUUCAAGGGGAAAAGAAUUGCUUUUUAGGAGUUGUACUACCCACAUUAUUUAUAAUGUCAGAUAAGAUAGAAACAAUUUCCCAUUUGAAACAUUGUCAACAUUUAAAGGACACUAUUUUAAACAACUUUAAAAUUCUGUUUUAUAGCUAUAUCAUUGAUUUAGAAAAAGAAUCAUCUAAAAUAUUUAUAAUUUCUGCUAUUUCUCAUCCAAAGUUCAAAUUGUCCUGGAUACCGUACGAGUACAUUGAUGUUUGUAGACACUUAUUUUUAGAAGAAUGUAAAUACCAUGGUCUACAGAAUGAGAAUGAUGAAUGUCUAUUGUCUAAGUGUCACUUCAAAUUCAUCCCACACUUCUCAUAGUGAUUUUUUUUCUAAUUAUUUUGAACAAAAUUCAUCACCUGUUGAUGAAAAUGAAAAAAAUAUAGGUCUAGUGCAAGAUAUAUUAUAUUUAGAUACAAAAAAUAAAUCUUUGAACUGUCUACAUAAGUACAACGUAAUUAAAAAUAUAUUUUUAAAAUAUAACACAACCUUACCUAGUUCUGCACCGGUAGAGAGAAUAUUUAGUGCAGGUAACCAAAUGUUAUACCCAACUAGAAACUGUUUAAAUGAUAAUAAUUUUGAAAUAUUAUUAUACUUAAAAAAGAAGAAAUCUUUAAGAUAUUUAAAUGUUUAAGGAACUUUUUUAUGUUAAACCACAAUAAUUCUUCUUUAUAUUGUAUAAGACUACAAAAUAUAAAAUACAUGUAAUUGAAUUGGGAUUUUAAAUUCUAAUGGGUAUUGAUAUUUUGUUAUAAAUUAAAAUUAUUAUGUUUUUUGUAGUGAUUAUGCUUUGCUGUAUAAUGUUAUAAUGUUUUCAAUUUUGAUUAUGAUUUUCAUUUGUAAUAUUUUUAUUUUAUUAUAAAUUAUACUUUACACUGUUGUAUUAAAUAACUAUUACUAAAUAUGAUUUAAGCUUUUUGCUUAUAUUCCUAUUAAGUACCUAUUA
Metopolophium dirhodum (rose-grain aphid) is the source of this 2493-nucleotide messenger RNA. RefSeq lists its product as uncharacterized. The transcript has 2 exons. Bases 1011 to 1868 code for a protein of 285 amino acids. The record is from RefSeq and is a predicted model, not a curated record. Lineage: Eukaryota; Metazoa; Arthropoda; Insecta; Hemiptera; Aphididae.